Pimephales promelas (fathead minnow) is the source of this 1843-nucleotide messenger RNA. It is a transcript of the gene ap5s1, whose product is annotated as adaptor related protein complex 5 subunit sigma 1. Lineage: Eukaryota; Metazoa; Chordata; Actinopteri; Cypriniformes; Leuciscidae. Gene Ontology annotation, cellular component: AP-type membrane coat adaptor complex; late endosome; cytosol. Gene Ontology annotation, biological process: endosomal transport; double-strand break repair via homologous recombination. The record is from RefSeq and is a predicted model, not a curated record.
CAUGUGACCAAAUACGGAAAUAAUAAUGCAGAGUUUGUCCACAAUGGCAGAAUGACACUUUUCCCUAUUGAAAGCAAGUCUGCUAAUUGUGUCUGUAUUCGUAUGGUCUUCAUGAAAUGUUAAAUCAGAUAUGGUACUGUGUUUCUUAAUCCACACGGUGUGCCCGGUGAGCGCCCUGUCCGCAGGCGAGAUCCGGAUACUGUACGCGCGUGUAUUCGGACCAGAGACCGGAGAUGGUCGUGAUUACACACCGGAGCAGAGGCGACUGAUGCAGAAAGAGAAACUCCACGUGGUAGCGAGACAGGUGAGGAGUGCGGUGGCUCUGAGUAGGGAAGCCUCAGGCAGUCUGAGCACUGAAGCUGUGCUGGGUGAGGAGGCUGUUGCUCUGGGGGAAGCUGACAAGGGGGUGUUUUCCCUGGGCAAUGCAGAGCUGUUUCCCGACCGGAGUGUUGUUCUGUGGCUGGGGGUGCAGUCACUAGCAUUCACUCUUGUCUGCAGACCACACGAGAACCUUCUGCUCGCAGAGGGAGCGCUUCGCAACAUUGCACGUCACUGCCUGGAGGAGCUUCGUCUGCUGGGACCUGGUGCUGAGGUGUUGCUGAAAAGCGAUCGAGUGGACGCAUUGUUGCACAGACUCCUUCCUCAUGGUCAGCUCCUCUUCCUCAACCACCGUUUUGCCUUCAGCCUGGAUAAAGAGAUAGCGAGCUACGUGAGCAAAUAAAAGCGUGUGUUUUUGGUAGAAUCGCAUUGGGGGACCAUAUAUUCAGAGGGUAAUGUGUAUAAAUAUGCCUGAUAAAUACAGGAUGUUCCGAUUUGGAGGAACUAAUUCUCCUUUGAAGGUGAAUUGCACACUUCCACGGUUCAAAGAAGGCGGCAUUUGAAAAGUAGAUGUACCCACAGUGUAUUUUGAACUUUUUUUGCCUUUGAGGAAACCACACCAAAAAAGCAGUACAGCUUAUAAUAUCUCGAUUAGAUAUUAUUCAGGUGUAUUCAAGUAAAGGCAUUUACACAUUUCAUCGUGCGGGCAGAAUGACUUUGGAGUACCUGAUAAACUGUCCCCAAAUGUCAAUUGAUUACAUUGUUCAUUGAGUUUCAAGUUAACUAAAGUCUGAAUUUAUAUUGUUAUACUGUCUGGAUGGGUCAAAAUAAAACCAUUGCAUUAUUCACUUGCUCUCCUCUAGAGGGCAGUGUUGCUUUUUACUAAUUGCUAUGUUCUGCUUCUGUCCAAGUGCUUGGCAAUUAGAAUAAUCCUGUAGCACUUUUGUCUAAAAUAAUUCAGUAGUUCGCAGCUGUGUGUCUGCCAACAGAUCUGAGAUGUCUUAUUGACAAGGCCUUAUGUCACAUUCAUAUCUAGGCCAACAGAGCAAUAACGCAAUUCAUGAAAAUGCAUUUUUAGCGCUGCUUUCCUCUGAUUUAAUAACGAGUUGCCGGUGUCAUCAUGCUGCGCUGGGAAUGAAGGGAGGGUGAGGUUGUCCUCUUAUAGUAAGUGUGAGGCUAGUCAUAACUCACAAGUGGUUCAAUAUGUUAACUGGUGGGGGUGAGGGUUUUCUGGUUUCCUUGUGUCAGAAGUAUUCCUCUCACAUCUAGCAGGACAAAAGCCCAUUAAGGCUAUACACUAUAACUGUGAAGUGUUGUUGAGCCAUUCACAUCGAAAGAACCUAUAACACAUUAGCAUGGCAUUACCAGGGCAUUUGUAUUGAAGGUGUGUGUGCUCACAGAUGUGCUCAAAUCUCAUGCAGCAUUUCUGUACAUUGCUUGUUUUUUUUGUGAAAGAAAGAAUUAUUUUGUUUUUCAUUACCAAUUUUCACAACUCUCUUACCAUAAAGGCUCUCUCUUUGCAGCA